AUCAUAUUUUCUCUCCUUUGCAAAGCGCGGCCGCCGCUUCCGCCUCGCUCUGGCAUUUCUCUGUCCCUCUCUAUCGCCAUGGAUUAUGCAGGCAACAGAUCGAUUAUAUCUUCCCCUCCCCGAGUUGGAGACAAGAGCAGCAGCAUUGAAGAUGAUUGUUGUUUGCAAAUCGAUGGUGGUCGGUAUUUGGCAAUUGAUAGUGGUGGAAAUUAUUAUCUUUCCGACCGCCCCACACCAAUUAAAGGCCAAAAAAUUCCAAACGAAAGGUCAGGUGUUCCUGUUUUUCAAGUAGAUCGUGGCGGUGAUUAUUUUGAGCUCGUCACAUUUGGAGUCUUAGCGGGUGAUUUACGCCAUAUCUGGACUGCCGGGGACGAAAUCUUAUUCAAUGAACUAUUUGAUCUUGACUCGGAAGAAGAGAUCCUUGCACGACCAGUGUUUCUUCCCCCGGCUGUUGCCAAAUAUCCUAAAAUGCCUCAAAAGGAAUAUGUGCCUACGGCUUACGACCAAUCUACGACUAAAAAACAUUGUGGUCCGCUUAUGCUUUGCAAAGCGCCGCCGCCGCUUCCGCCUCUCUCUGGCAUUCCUCUGGCCCUCUCUAUCGCUAUGCAUUAUGCAGACAACAGAUCGAUUAUAUCCAGCAUUGAAGAUGAUUAUUGUUUGCAAAUCGAUGGUGGUCGGUAUUUGGCAAUUGAUAGUGGUGGCAAUUAUUAUCUUUCCGACCGCCCCCAACCAAUUAAAGGCGAACAAAUUCCAAGCGAAAGGUUGGGUGCGCGUAUUUUUAAAAUUGAUCGUGGUGGUGAUUAUUUUGAUCUCGUCGGAUUUGGAAUCUUAGGGAGGAGUGAUGAUGCUACCUUUGUUGGCGGAGACAAAAUCCUAUUCAAUGAUAUAUUGAAACAAGUUGGAUCGGCAUUGGAAGAAGAAGCGAGGGGGCCAGAAUUAGUGUGUGUUCCCCCCUUUGUUGUCAAAUAUCCUAAAAAUAAGUCACAUGAUGUGCCUUUUUUUGACCACAUAAUGAACAGAGUCACAUUAAAAACAGUUAGUGUGUUUGUUGACAUACGUAAAGCUGCUAGGAAGCUUAAGAGGUAAAUUAUCUUGUAAAUAAAUUCCUUUGGUUUUUGAUAGAAAUGAAUUGUAUGCAAAUUGAUUCCUUUAGGCCUUGUUUGGUAGUAGAUAAGAUAACACCUAGAAAGAAUUUACCUCUGCCUUUUAUUCCUUGAGCCUCUUUGCGCAUCUAUGCUUCACAUUGGCUGCCAAAUGUCCAAGUACAUAAAUAUCGAAUGUGGUUCUAAGCUUGAUUCAGUUGGGAAAGUGUGUUCAAUACAUAGGCUGCUCUUAGAAUUAGUUAGCUUUGCUGCCCGGUGAGAAAGGCGAGGUCUCUUGCAGCUUUCAGUUGAAUGCAAACGGGGAGGCUCAUAUUUCUCUUGCAGCGGCAGUGGGUUGAUACAAAUUGUACAUGCCUACCAAAUGAGUUGUUGUAUAAGUAUUCCUCCUUAAUAUUGAUUUCUUUUCAAGCUAAUUAAUUCGGGUUUAUCUCCUACCUUUAGCUAUUAAGACCUGCAUAUAUUUAUUUUUAGAUCCACUUGAUAAGAUAGUAAGUUUAUCAAUCAAUAUGCAGAAGCCAUGAAGUUGAGUCACAUAACACGGACUGUUAACCUAGUACUAUGCUAACCGUCGAGGUAUGUUUGUUCCCAAAACUUGUCUCAAAAUCUGUACUAGGUUUAUUAAUCAGUUAUUCUUUUCAUAUUAGGUAUGUAUGUAUAUAUCUUCAGGUUUUGUUCUUUAUGCAAGAGCAUGAUCCUUUAAUGAGUUGCUGAAAAAAAGACUAUCUGGAUGUAUAUUUAGCUGGUCAUUUCUAUAUUAGUAUGCUUAUUUAUGUUGGAUUUUUGAACAAAGUCUUGAGAAUAGAUUCGUGGCAGUGAAUCUUCGGUUAGUGUUUAUGAAUUAUGUCGAAUCUUUGAAAAAAAGAUCAGUUUGAGAAUAUUGUUGGGAUUUUGUGUUUGUUUUAUGGAGUAUUAUAUGUUAGUAA
Salvia miltiorrhiza (redroot sage) is the source of this 2026-nucleotide messenger RNA. RefSeq lists its product as uncharacterized. The coding region runs from base 79 to 1086 and encodes 335 amino acids. Lineage: Eukaryota; Viridiplantae; Streptophyta; Magnoliopsida; Lamiales; Lamiaceae. The transcript has 5 exons. The record is from RefSeq and is a predicted model, not a curated record.